AUGCGCCGUGCGCUGCCCCGGGCCUGCCGCGGCCGCAGUCACUUCCUGCCCUUGCGCCCAUCCGGCUCCGGGGUCGCGUCGCGGGGCCGCUUGGGCGGGACAGGCGACGGCGAGUUCGCGUCGGGGCGCGGCGACAACAGCGCGCUGCCCUUCCCCGCCGGGCCCCGCAUCGUCGGCGGUGGCAGGGUCCCCCGCGCCCGCCUCAGCGGAGCCUCCUCUCCGGGCGCCCUGCUCGCUGUCACCUGCUGCCUGCGCCUCCUCGGAGCAACCCAGGGGCUCCUUCUUCCUUCCUCCCUCUCCGCCUCCCGCGCGCGUCCCGCCGGCCGGUGGCGGGCAGGCGAAGAGGGGCUUCGCUCACGCCCAGCUGCUGCCCGCCCGGCAGGCACCCCACGCGCCUCGCUCGGGCCGGGCUGGCGUCUCUCGCAGGAGCCUUUCCCGUAAGUGUGGUCGCCGCUGAAACUCGCCUCUUCGCCUUCCCUCCGUCACGGGCACCCUCGCCCGCCGCGGAAAACACGGAGGAGAUGCGUGUUGGUUGGUUGGUUUGGCUGGCGUGUGUGGGUAUACGCGCGCGUGCCCGCCCCCUCCCCUCGCGCGCCGAUGCUGGGUUGUGUGAGGCGGGCGACCCGUGUGACAGGUGGCCCCGGAAGAGCGCGCGAGGAGUUGGUAACCUGGGAGGAGGUGGUGUGUUCGGGGGAGAGGGAACUUGUGUGGAGGGGGGUGAGUGACAGAGAGGGAGAGGGGUGUGUGGGUGUGUUUGGGAAUGUGGGUUCUGUAUUGGAAUGCUUGUUCUUGUUGUUGUUUUGUUCCUGCAUCGCUGAUGGAAAGGCUAGUGAUGGGGUGGAAGUGGGUGGGUGGGUGGGUGCGUGGCUAGGUCGUAAUGGUUGGCAUGGUCUGGGUUGGCAUUCCUGUAUGUGUCAUGGAUCAGCCCAGCACCAGAUUUAGGGCAGUGUCAGGCGGUUCCACAGCACAGGGCGCUGAGCCGAAGGAUGAUGAUGAUGAUGAUAUCUUAUACUUAUGUGGGUACCUACUGAGAAGAUCGGUUAAAAAGCAACCGUGCCAAAUUGAGUUAUUGUCAAUUUUUUAAAAUACAGUUAUUGAAAAUUCAAAAAGUACAUGAUUAUAUGUACACUAAACGUUUGAGACGUAAGUAAAUGAGAGAAAAGGAAAAAGAGAAACAGAACCUGUGUAGAAGCGAAAAUAAAGGGAGGAGGGGGAAAUGGGGUAUUCUUACAAAUACUGUAAUAGGUUAGGAACUGGUGAAGUACAAUAACAACCUUUUAAAGUAUACAGUUUGAGGUUUUUCCCCCUAACCCCUUUAUGAAUUAUUGUCAAAUUAACAUUUGGGGUAUGUGUGCCAAAUUUCAUCCUCACUCACAGUGCAAUAUUACCCAGGGACAAAACUAGGCGUUACUUCACAAGGGUCAAAGACCCAGUUUGGCACCGCCCCUACGCACAUUUGUGGGCUCUGGUGUUCGAAACUCCCACUGUUCCAGGCGCAUUUUGUGACAGGAAAUUUCACUAGCACGAGCAGUUUUUGAUCUCUGGGCGCAGUACUGCACCUAAGAUUUCAGAUUAAAAUGUGGAGUGGAAGGAAAGGAGGACCUUUUUCUGCUUCCCCACUUCCAGCUACUCUCUGACGACUGGAGAAGAAAUCCUCUUAAGAAUAUUAGUGGGGUAGGCAGGGAAACGACUAGACCAUGUGAAAAAUGAACAUAAUAUUUUAGCUGCUGUUCAUUCAUUUUCAGCUUUGUAUUGUUCUUAGGUUUAAGUUUAGCUCCUAGCUUUCACAUCUCAGUUUCUAACACUGCCGUGUAAACACACACACACACACACACACACAAAGAGAGAGGGGGGGGGGCUGGGAGCCUCAGUGGUACCCCUCUAGGCUUCACCCAGGGCAAAAAACCUGGCAAGCUCUUGCAUAGCUAUGGCACUGUAUUACCAAAGUCCGCCCCUGGAUAGUCAUGACUUUUCACAAGGGGACACUGAGGAUUUGGCCAAGGAUAGUGGGCCAGUGCGUUGCCCCCUCUUCCCCAUCUGCCAGCCUGCAACAUCUGUUGCCAUAUGGCCAACAGGUUGAUCCUACAUAUCCUCCAGCAACAGGACAUUUACCAGGUGCAGCAAUGCUGAUUUCUGUGGCGUUGAUCUCCUUUGCAUCAUCACAUGUUUGAAGCUAUGUGCACAGGACACAUCUUAUUUUGGUUUAUAUUUGACAACUGGAGGGCAAGGGAGUGCCUAGCUCAGGACUAGGUUUGGAUCAAGUUCUUGAUCCCUCAUUUAUGGUGAAUGUGAGAUUGGUGAGGGCGGUGGAACUGCAUGGUUUGACUUGUCAGGUAAGAAGGGACUGGUUUCGACUCCUCAGUUGCAGUAGACCGUAUGUGGUCAUUUGUCUGUCUUUACACAGUGGGAUUGAUUCCUGACAAUAAAAAUUGGUUUAUUAUUUACUUAUGGCAUUUAUAUACUGCUUAAUUGUUUCCAUUUAUAAGCAGUGUACAUAAAAACAGUCCACAGAAAGUGAGACAACAAAAUGAGUUCUGUAGAUAGUUCUAAAAUUGUCUGGCUUAAGUUGUCAAGGGAGAGUUUUUCUGCAUAUAUGGAGAGGGAGGGAGAGAAGAGGUGUCAAGUUUGGUGUGUAAGAGGUAGGAUGACUUUUUUGAUGGCGAUAUCUGUGCAGAUAAAUGUGCAUUUUCAAAUACAGUUGUGGUUGCCAACAAUUAAACACAUUUUCCAGCCCUAUUGCUAGAUACAUGGGGGAGCAACAGGUGCUGGUGAAAUGUGAGCCGUCUGGUGCCUAGCUGAUAUAUUUAAGUUUCUAACAUGGGUCCACAUGGACUGCAUACAGAUAGAGAUAGCCUUCGUCAAGGACACAAAGCUUGAUCAUUUAUUUAGAUGCUGGUGCUGCAAUCCUACACAUUCUUUUUUGGGAAGUGAGUCCCAUUGUGGGUGAAAGAGACUUACCAUUGAGUAAACAUGCUUGGAUUGAGUUGUGUGUAGAUCUUGUCAUGAUUCAUCUUCUUUGGCGAUCACUCGUAGCCGAGUAAGAUUGUCUUCCAUGAAUAUGGUUUUAACACUGUGUCCAUAGGUGACUGUGGAGGCCAAUUCUGGAUCCACACAUCCUUCCACAGUGGGGACAUAGGUUUCCAGGCAGGAGUUGAUGACGAUGAGGAUUUGCCAAGCGUGCCUUCCUCUUAGUACAUUUCUCCCUUUCAUUUUGAGUUCGAGUGUCUUCAAACUCCAUGACGCCUUUAGCAGAGGCCAGUUGGAGCACUCGCAGGCCAGUGUUUUCCAGCUGUCGGUGUUUAUACUACAUUUUUUAAAGAUUUGCCUUGAGAGCAUCUUUGAACCUCUUCUGUUGUCCAUCGACAUUACGCUUUCCAUUCUUAUGUUGGGAAUAGAGUAAGAGCUGGUAUAACUGGACAACAUAGUACCAGUACUUUUCCUUUGAAUGGAAAGUAAAUGUGUUAAGGCAUGGCCUGCAAUGGUUACUCCUGAAGGAGCUCUUGUGGUUCACGAUUAUUAAACAAAUUUAUAGACCACUUCAAAACAUAAAGCCAUCAAUGUGGUGUGUGUACACGUAGAAACAUAAUUAAAUGUUAUGCUGUUACGAAGGAGCAAGCAUCAUAUACUUUAUCUGCAAACAGUUGGACCAUUUUAGGGAAUGACAUUUUGUAGUGCUCUUAACUCCUUCAACUGCAGCAUGAGGGAACCUACCCAAAGUUCUGCAGUUCUAUGUAUGUAGCCUCAAAUAUGUGUGAGGCAGCAAAGGAGAUCAGUGGCUUACAAGUUAGCAGUGAUGUGACUGGGUGCAUGCAAUUUGAAAUCUGUAUUGGAGGAUAUUUAGGAACAAGUUGCAUAAAAAUACUGGAUUGGUAAAUUCACUCCAUAAGCUUGUAGAUAUGCUUUACUCUAAAGUAGUGUAUUUCUGAUUCCCCAUCCUCCAGUUUUGAUUGGAUGCUGGUGGAGUGCUGAAAACCGCAAACAGCCCUUUUUUUGAGUAGGCCAUCAUCUGUCCUGAAUUAUUUCAUUCCGAUAAAUAAAUUCCUUUGUGAAUGUCAGUUUGCAUUACAAAAUGUUUGCAAAUAGGGCUGAGUGAAAAUGUUAUUUUGGUUACUCCGAUGUGCAUUUUAUAGGUUUCUAAUGCUCGGCUGAAAGAAUUCAGGAGACUUAUUCUCCCUUUUGGAUUAAAAUCCAAGUCAAGACAAUAAUUGCUGUUUCAGCGCCCUUUACCAGCUGGAAAGUAGCAAAUAGCCAGGGGGAAAGAGAAGAAAAGAGAUUCCCGAAAAGAGUUCCAGCAAUGCUUUUCAGGAAAACUACAUUUCCCAGAGACUGCUGCACUGGAGAAACUUUCCCCCUUUACACAUCCCGUAGCUAUUUGCUGUUCUUGGAGCAGUAUAACUGGCUAACCAGCCAGGUAACUACUGUAUUUUCCGCUCCAUAAGACGCACCUGACCAUAAGAAGCACCUAGUUUUUAGAGGAGGAAAACAAGAAAAAAAAAAUUCUGAACGAAACAGUGAAUGUAUGAUUUUUGUGGUUCGUGCUGUGGCCACAGACAUGUGAUUUGACAGUGAGUUUGGAGUAGCCCAAUGCAAAAAUCCUGAGGAUCCAUGUGGACCUGUGCUUUGUAACCACGUUUUUGUGUCAUUGCGGCCCCAGGCAACAGUGGGUGCGUGAUUUUUUGGGUGCAGGCUGUAGCUAUGGACAUGCUAUGUGAUCUGAUGGUGAAUUUGGGGUGACCCAAUGCAAAAAUCCUGAGGAUCCGUGGGCUUUUACCUCCCCCUCCCAGGCAGCCUCCUUUAUUGCUAGCGUCCCUUAUCUCCCUCCCUGAUCGCUUCCUGAUCAGCUGCUUCCUUUCAACACCCCCUUCCCUCUUGUUUGCCUUAGUGUCUUUUCCUUAGCUGGAGCAGUUUUUUGCUCCUCCCUUUCUUCUAAUUUCUCUCUUCAUUGCUUUAGUCUUCCUGUCUCCUCUCCUUGCAAGUUUGCUGUCUUUACCUCCCCCCUCCCAGGCAGCCUCCUAUACUGCUAGCGUCCCUUAUCUCGCUCCCGAUCGCUCGCCAAUCAGCGGCUUUGUUUCAACACCCACUUCCUUUUUUUAAAAAAAAAAGAAAAAAAGCAUGAUCUGCAUUUUGCCCUUGGGCAAUUCGGCUCCAGGGACCACACAUUCGCUCCAUAAGACGCACAGACGCCUGUGCGUCUUAUAGUAGAAGUAGAAAUACAACUGGAUGUGAGCUGGCGGAAAACCAGUAAGUCGAAGGCUGCUUCCAAGGCUGCCGGAGACUGCAAUUAUCUGCUCAUUAAAGCUGAUUUACGAUGCGGACUUUACAGUUAUUAGCAAUGUGAACUCCUAGCAUGGGCUCCAACACCCUGAUACAAUCUUCAGCAAAAACUUGAAAGGCUGGGAGCCACAGCGCAAAUUUUAGGGAGGAUUCGAAAUGAACUCCGGCAAAUGCGUCUUACCUCGUCGCCAUCUUGUUUUCUUCCUCGCCUUACUUUCUAGGAAGAAAAAGGUGCGUCUUAUGGAGCGAAAAAUAUGGUACAUAUAUGCCCUGCUUCAUCACAGGGUGGUUCAAACAUAACGGGGGGUUAGAGAGAAGGAAUAAGUAGGGUUGGGGAUUGAGGUGGGACAAAAGGUAUUUGAGGGUUUACAGAGCUUAGAUCAGCUAAUUUGAAUUAGCGCUGAAAAGGAGUGAAGAACUUUCCUGAUUUGGGAGGGAAGGACUUGCCUCGUUUCCAAGCCCGUGUGAUGCAACUUAAGCUGCCUCUAAUUGCAGUAGCUAUUUCUAAAACAAAAUUUAUCCAUGUAUCCAUGUCGUAACAAUGGCUGAGUUGAGAAGAUUUCGUUUUUUCAUAUGUGGAAUUGCUCUUUGUAUAUAUGUUCAAUAUUCACCGCUCAUUCUUAGAUCAGUGAUUUUUACAGGGAAGUCAUGUAACACUGCAGAACCUUAUUUUCCUUGGUAAAUGAUAGAAAAUUUGCUUAUUUUAGCAGAAACGAGCUACUAGAUGUAGAAGGAAAGUAG
Molecule: messenger RNA, 6015 nt
Organism: Podarcis lilfordi (Lilford's wall lizard)
Lineage: Eukaryota; Metazoa; Chordata; Lepidosauria; Squamata; Lacertidae
Source: the annotation of a GenBank genome assembly